Molecule: messenger RNA, 2273 nt
Organism: Onychostoma macrolepis
Lineage: Eukaryota; Metazoa; Chordata; Actinopteri; Cypriniformes; Cyprinidae
Product: obscurin
Exons: 10
Coding region: 53-2227 (724 amino acids)
Biological process (GO): T cell activation; positive regulation of ERK1 and ERK2 cascade; interleukin-15-mediated signaling pathway
Cellular component (GO): external side of plasma membrane; membrane raft
Molecular function (GO): protein tyrosine kinase binding; MHC class II protein binding
Source: RefSeq, a predicted model, not a curated record
AACAGUAGGAGCUGAUGAUUUUAAAGGGAAGGGAAGACUUACAGAAACAAAAAUGGCUGAUAAGUGUCACAUUUGUUUGCUGGGAUUGAUCAUUAUCUGCUCACUUCUUACAGGUACCAGUGGAGCAGAAGUGACUCGUGUGUUCAGCAGUUCUGGUGAAAAUGUCCGUCUGCCCUGUAAUAAUGCUCUUUCUGACUGUACAUCAACUUCAUGGAUCUAUAGCAGACAAUCAGUGACAGUUGAACUGAUUACUGGAGGGAAAAAGAAGAAUAACAUAGAGAGACAUGAGAGACUGAGUCUGGGCUCUGACUGCUCUCUGAACAUUGAGAAAGUCACAAAAGAAGAUAAUGGAUUUUACAUCUGCCGACAAUAUGUGAAUGGAGAACAACAAGGAGCUGAUGCCCUUGUUAAUCUGCAUGUGAUUAAUGUCUCACUUUCUAUUUCAGUCUCUUCAUCCUCCUCACAGACUGAGAUCAGACCAGGCAGCUCUGUGACUCUCUUCUGUCAGUUGUAUUAUGAUCGAGUCUCUUGUGAUACUUUGGUCCGUACUGAGGGAGUUCAGCUGAUCUGGGUGAAUCAGGCUGGUGUGAAUCUGCAGACAGACUCCAGAUAUCAGAUAUCAUUCUCCUCAGGACAGUGUAUCAGCACUCUGACUACAACACUCCUGAAUGAAGAUCACAACAGAGAGUGGAGAUGUCUGGUCACUCAGAGAAAUGAACUGAAGACCUCAGUCACAUAUACUGUCAAGUAUCCAAGUAAACACGGAGAGGAUGACAGUCUUGUGUUCUACAGAUCUGGAGAAAAUGUCCGUCUGCCCUGUAAUAAUGCUCUUUCUGACUGUACAUCAACUACAUGGAUCUAUAGCAGACGUUCAGAGACAGUUGAACUGAUCACUUUAGGUAUAAAGAAGAAUGACAUAGAGAGACAUGAGAGACUGAGUCUGGACUCUGACUGCUCUCUGAACAUCAAGAAAGCCACAAAAGAAGAUUAUGGAUUUUACAUCUGCCGACAAGAUGUGAAUGGAGAACAACAAGGAACUGAUGCACGUGUUCAUCUGAAUGUUCUUCAGGUGUCUUCAUCCUCCUCACAGACUGAGAUCAGACCAGGCAGCUCAGUGACUCUCUUCUGUCAGUUGUAUUAUGAUGGAGUGUCUUGUGAUACUUUGGUCCGUACUGAGGGAGUUCAGCUGAUCUGGGUGAAUCAGGCUGGUGUGAAUCUGCGGACAGACUCUAGAUAUCAGAUAUCAUUCUCCUCAGGACAGUGUAUCAGCACUCUGACUACAACACUCCUGAAUGAAGAUCACAACAGAGAGUGGAGAUGUCUGGUCACUCAGAGAAAUGAACUGAAGACCUCAGUCGCAUAUACUGUCAACUAUUUAGGAAGCAAUGGAGCCGAAGAUACUCAUACGUUCUGCAGUUCUGGUGAAAAUGUCCGUCUGCCCUGUAAUAAUGCUCUUUCUGACUGUGCAUCAACUACAUGGAUCUAUAGCAGACAAUCAGAGUCAGUUGAACUGACUGCUGGAGGGGAAAAGAAGAAUAACAUAGAAAGACAUGAGAGACUGAGUCUGGGCUCUGACUGCUCUCUGAACAUCAAGAAAGUCGCAGAAGAAGAUAAUGGAUCUUACAGCUGCCGACAAUAUGUGAAUGGAGAACAACAAGGAGCUGAUGCACGUGUUUAUCUGCAUUUUCUUCAUGUUUCUUUAUCCUCCUCACAGACUGAGAUCAGACCAGGCAGCUCUGUGACUCUCUCCUGUCAGUUGUAUUAUGAUGGAGUCUCUUGUGAUUAUUUGGUCCGUACUGAGGGAGUUCAGCUGAUCUGGGUGAAUCGGGCUGGUGUAAAUCUGCAGACAGACUCCAGAUAUCAGAUAUCACCACCAGGACAGUGUAUCAGCACUCUGACUACAACACUCCUGAAUAAAGAUCACAACAGAGAGUGGAGAUGUCUGGUUACUCAGAGAAAAGUGAAGACCUCAGUCAAAUAUAUUGUUAAGUAUUCAGCUCCAGUCAAUUUAACACGGAGCAGCUCAAACUCUGAGAAGAAAUCAAGCCAAACUACAGCAGCAGCACCUACAAUACAAGAUCCAGCUGGCACAAAACCUGAAACUGUCAGUAUGACUGCUGGAUCAUUAUUCAGAGUGAUUGUGAUUAUUGUUGAGAUUGCAGUGUAUGCUGCUCCUACUGUGAUUCUUCUUCAGAUCAUCUGUGCAAGAAGAGCUGGUGAGACUUGAGCAUCACAAAAUCUGAUGAUUCACGCUGAUCUGUAACAUUAUUGUA